Messenger RNA from Triticum dicoccoides, 1057 nucleotides. RefSeq lists its product as uncharacterized. The transcript has 4 exons. Lineage: Eukaryota; Viridiplantae; Streptophyta; Magnoliopsida; Poales; Poaceae. The coding region runs from base 96 to 794 and encodes 232 amino acids. The record is from RefSeq and is a predicted model, not a curated record.
UCGUCCCCCUCGUCCACUUCCCUGGCAUAGCCGCCGCUCGUCCUCCUCUCCCCCUCGUUCCUCACGACCGCUGAUGUGCCUCCCUCCUCCUUCCCAUGGAAUCUCCAUCGGCCCUUCCUCGUGCUCAAGAUGUGGAGGGGCAACAGGCGACGGUGGAGGAGAAGAUCCACGACCAGCUGCCGCCGGUCAUCCUCCUACCGCGCCGACCCGCGUAUCCUCUCCCUCUCCUCGCGCCGCCGCCGGCCCCCGAUCCCGUGCCUCCAGCCCUGGUUCGAGUGCGCGGCGCCCUUCGGCGUCGACGAUCGACAGGGCGAGAUGGCGCCCGCCGCCAGUCCCCAAUCCCGCGCCUCCCGCCCCUGCUUCGCGCAUACGACGAAACAACCGUUGGUGUGGUAGCGGCCUUCGGCGACGAGGAGGCCCAGGGCGACACGGCCUGCGGUGGCGUUGGUGCUCCUCAGUGCAACCACUCCGAUGACUGCCAGAUCCGUUGUUCUUGUGGUCGUUGGGCUGGAUUGGUUGUCGCACUCAUCGGUCUAUGGGAGCUCCUUUUGGUGAACCCUCUUGUCUGCUCAUUGUUGGAUCUAUGGCAGCCUCCCUGUCUUCGUCCAGGGACUUACAGGAGUGUGCUUUGGCUGGAUGCUACUAAGGCUGGAAUUUUUUCCUCAUUUGCACAUGGGUGCUUCGUGCUUGGUGGUUUUUUUCUUUUCGUUCAAUUGGCAUGGCCUACUAAUGUGUGUGCUGGCCCUGCGUGUCCUAUGUCAUUCCAGUGGCGUCAGUUUGUGAGGAUUGAAUGAUGGGCGUCAGUUUGUGAGGAUUGAAUGAUAGAACAUGCUGGUCAUAGUGUGUUGCCAGGAAGGUGUGGAUGCAAUAAGACAUGUGCCCUUUAGUUUAGUCUGGGUUUUUUUAGGGGUUUUGGUUUAGUCUGGUACAUUUGAAUUAGUCUGCUUGUCCGUGUCCAUUUAGUCUUUUGCUUUUGGUUGGCACUUUAAGGGUUGUUUGCCGAGAAACAGAGAUUUGUUUCUCCAUUCACACAUGGUAAGCAGAGGUUGGAUUUGUU